Messenger RNA from Fusarium subglutinans, 1065 nucleotides. RefSeq names its product major facilitator superfamily transporter. Gene Ontology annotation, molecular function: transmembrane transporter activity. The coding region runs from base 1 to 1065 and encodes 354 amino acids. The transcript has 4 exons. The record is from RefSeq and is a predicted model, not a curated record. Gene Ontology annotation, cellular component: membrane. Lineage: Eukaryota; Fungi; Ascomycota; Sordariomycetes; Hypocreales; Nectriaceae. Gene Ontology annotation, biological process: transmembrane transport.
AUGUGGUCUCGCCCAUACACUAUGUCGAGGGACUAUCUGCUCCCUUUUCUUUCAGCUUGUCUCCUUGUCAUACAACUCGGUCUUUCGAUCAGCGACCUACCAUCUAUCGAGCUCAUGCAAGAUGUUGUAUGUAAGCAGUCCCAUCGAAUCGAUGGCCCUGAGCUUCUUCCAGAAGAGAAAUGUCGGGAUGAGCCGGUGCAGCAACGACUUAACUUCAUCAUGACGGGGAUGCAAAUAUCCGCCACCAUUUCGGCUACCCUAGUUGCGUUCCCCUUGGGUGUUCUCUCAGAUCGAAUCGGCCGACUUCCUGUACUAGGUGCAAGUAUCCUCAGCAUGAUACUCUCGGAAUCAUACGCUAUGUUUGUAUGCUGGAAAUCAGAUAUGAUUCCACUCGAAGCAAUUUGGUGUGUCGGUGUCGCACUUCUCUUUGGUGGAGGUCGAAGCGUUGCCGAGGCCAUGGUAUUUGCUAUCAUUGCAGACACGCUCGUAGGCCCUGUACUAUCAGGAGAGCUGGUUCAGUCAUCAGUAUGGAUGCCACUAUUCUUGUCCUUGGGCUUGGUACUUGGAGGCGGUAUCAUCCUGGUGAGUUUGACACCAGAGACACUCAAACUAAAGCAGCCUCGAGAGGAGGUAAGCAUUGGGCCGUACGACUAUGAUAUGGAGUCGAACAUGUUGAGCUUGGAGUCUCCCAAGAGAACAUCCGUGAUGGGCACUUUCAAGUCCAUGCUCUCUAGGCCUCUCAUCUGGCUUGUCCCUGGUGCUGUCAUGACAAUCCCACUAGCAACAGUGCAGACUGAUAUCGCCAUUCGCCUAAUGCCCAUACAGUUCAACUGGCCUCUCAACCGUUCUAUACUUAUUAUGCUUAAUUCUAGCUCGGGCGAGUUCGUUGCUAUUCUUAGCUGGCUGCCUCUGCAUGUCGAUGGUAACAAAGCAAGCCUUCAUCAUUGCAGGCCUAGCCGUGUCGGCACUGGGCUCGGGUCUACCUACGCUCUGCCGCGCCAUGUUAGUUGGGAUGACAGGGGAGGAGAGGGCCGGGAUGCUAUUCGGGCUGCUGGCGGUCUGUGA